AUAUUUUAUUUAUUUAUAGAAUAGAAUAGAAUAGAAAUAAGGUUUAUUUAUUGUAUUUUAUUUAUUUUUGUCUCUCUCCGUGCGAUGAAACCACGCAUGUGUUGAUUCUUCUUUGACCCUAGAGAUAAUCUGCAUUCAAACCGAAGCUCAGAGAUAUUUGCUAGCCGCUGGAUUUUAAGGUUUUCCUGGGCUGCUGGAUUCAUGUAAUUUGUGUAUUGAUUUCUUAAGAUCUGUGAAGAUUGCUUUGAUUUGAUGAGUUCUGGCUGUAGCAUUGCUGCAGAUCGCAUUUCGAACCCACCACACUAAUACGAUCUGCUAUGUGUGUAAUGUAUCACAGUGAAGGUACACCGUAAAUACAGGAACACAUCAAAUUUGCAAUAAAGAAAGGGGGAAAAGAAGAUGGUGACCAUGGCUCCUCUAAAUGUAACACCCAAAUGCUCGACUGCGAUGGCGAAACCUGCUUAUUCUUUAAGAAUGAUUCUGUGGUCCUUUCUAAUUGCUAGUCUUCCUACAAGCUCUCUACAAAAAGAAGAUGAUGACUAUGAAGAUUUCUCCUCAAACAAAACCUGGGUGUUGACUCCAAAGGUGUAUGAGAGUGAUGUCACUCACAUUUUAAAUAGCUUGCUGGAUGGAUAUGACAACAAGCUGAGACCAGAUAUAGGAGUCAAACCAACUAUCAUUCACACAGACAUGUAUGUGAAUAGCAUUGGUCCAGUGAAUGCCAUAAACAUGGAGUAUACAAUUGAUAUAUUUUUUGCGCAAACCUGGUAUGAUAGACGUUUGAAAUUUAAUAGCACAAUGAAGGUGCUCCGGCUUAACAGUAAUAUGGUGGGCAAGAUUUGGAUCCCUGACACCUUCUUUCGGAACUCAAAAAAGGCGGAUGCUCAUUGGAUAACAACACCCAAUCGAAUGCUUAGGAUCUGGAACGAUGGGAGGAUACUGUAUACACUAAGGUUAACUAUUGAUGCUGAGUGCCAGUUAAAACUGAACAAUUUCCCCAUGGAUGAGCAUUCCUGUCCUCUGGAGUUCUCAAGCUAUGGCUAUCCAAGAGAAGAGAUUAUUUACCAGUGGAAGAGGAGCUCUGUUGAGAUUGGAGAUACUCGAUCAUGGAGGCUUUACCAAUUCUCCUUUGUUGGCCUGAGAAAUACAACAGAGGUUGUGAAGACAACUUCAGGAGAUUAUGUGGUGAUGACAGUCUUCUUUGAACUAAGCAGGAGGAUGGGUUAUUUUACAAUUCAAACCUACAUUCCCUGCACUCUGAUUGUUGUGCUGUCUUGGGUGUCUUUCUGGAUUAAUAAGGAUGCAGUGCCUGCCAGAACAUCCUUAGGAAUCACAACUGUUCUGACAAUGACCACACUGAGUACAAUUGCUCGUAAAUCCCUUCCCAAAGUUUCCUAUGUGACUGCGAUGGAUUUGUUUGUCUCUGUUUGCUUUCUUUUCGUUUUCGCUGCUCUGAUUGAAUACGGGACCUUGCACUACUUUAUCAGCAACAGGAACCCGAGCAAACCAGGCAAGAAGAGGAAAAAUCCUCUCCUUCGGCUGUUUUCUUCAAAGACGCCCACUGUUGAUAUUCGCCCACGCUCUGCUACGGCCAUUCAGAUGAACAAUACCACGCACCUUCAGGAGAGAGAUGAGGAGUACGGGUAUGAGUGUCUGGAUGGCAAGGACUGCUCCAGCUUCUUCUGCUGUUUUGAAGACUGUCGGUCAGGGGCAUGGCGGCACGGUCGAAUACACAUCCGCGUCUCCAAAAUUGACUCCUAUGCCCGCAUCUUCUUCCCUACUGCCUUUGCAUAGCAAGACUAUACCUGACAGAAAAAACCACCACAGGUGCAAAGGACCCCAGAGCAACAAACUCAUAAUACAGAGAAAGCAUUUGAACUGUCAAAUCAAUCAUGCAAUGAAAGGAAAAUGAUCAGUUUCUGGGACAGGUGAAUAGUUACUUACACCACCAAAAGGUGUGCGCUUUUUUCUUUAUUGGUAUAUCUACCUGUACAACAUUUUAAAUUCCAAAGCCUGGGAAAAGCAAUGUUUUCAUUGGCUUUGAUGGCAUGGGUGAGUUGGGUUGAUUCUUUCGCCUUAUGUUUUACAAGGAACACAGUGUGGAGAUGAUCAUCCAAUUGGAACGUAAAUGUAAAGGUAAAUUGGGAACAGUACAUUUUACACUAGUUUCCUGUCAAGCAGUGUGAAAGCAAGAUUAGUUAUAUUGUAUAAUGUGCAUAAUUUCUAACCAUUAUCUGAACUAUAACCUAUAAACUAACUAACAAACCUGUUUAAUUCCUAUUGGACUUUAUGAAACAUACAUAACUUGGUGAUACAUUCUAUAUAUGUGUUUGGUUUUCUCACUAAACUCUUCCUCUUUUUUUAUUUGGAGCAACUGGAAGAGGGCAAACAUUUUGUGCUUAUAAAGUAGUAUUUGUUUUAUUGUUCGUCAAACUAUACAUUAUAAACAAAGUGAUAUGUAAAGCCUGCAGUCCAAAAUAAUGAAGUGUCCUAUUACAUUUAUUUGAAGUUUUUUUUUUUUUUUUUUUUUUAGCCAAUCAAAACCAUUGAUUUACUUUAUUUAGCUGUUAAUGACUUCUGUGCAUGGUCUGGUGGAGGGGUCAAGAUGACAGGCGAAGUGACACAGUAAUAUCUAUGGCAUUGCUUGUUUUGUGUAAGAUAUUUGCCACUUUCCAGCAUUCUGCCUAACAGUCUGGAGUUGUCUUCUGAGUGGGAAAAUAUAAAUGUGUGACCCAAAAUAAAUAUUUUUGUUCCACAAUUGUGGGUUAGAAGAAUUGAUUAAUUCAUUUCAAUCUGGCUCACCUACCAAAAGUAACAUUUUCUCAGAAUAUGUGGGUUUAGCUGCAUCAUAUCCCGCAGUGCCAAAUCCAAUGGAAUUCUGAUACUAUUUACUGGCAUAUAUUUUCAUUGAACAAAAUAAAGCCUUUGCAUUACUAAACUGAAUUGGCUGGUGAAUUCUUCAACUACUAAACUUGGAUCGCAUGUAAAUAAUAAUUUACAGAUAUUUUCAGGACCAUCAAGUAUAAGACAUAUCUCACAUAAAUCUCUUAGGGGUAAUGUUUUCAGUAAUAACUGAGUGAUACGUUUUGCUCGUUUGAGUUGUCGACAAAGAGGAAACUGAUUAAUGAUUGUUCAGUUCUUCAAUAUAUACUGUAUGUACUUCAAAACCUUUUCACAAGGAAUUGCACUCAACUGUGGAAUUUUACAAUAAAAUUGUCGCA
Messenger RNA from Polyodon spathula (Mississippi paddlefish), 3221 nucleotides. Its product is annotated as gamma-aminobutyric acid receptor subunit gamma-2. Bases 400 to 1794 code for a protein of 464 amino acids. The transcript is spliced from 11 exons. The record is from RefSeq and is a predicted model, not a curated record. NCBI's taxonomy places the organism in Eukaryota, Metazoa, Chordata, Actinopteri, Acipenseriformes, Polyodontidae. Gene Ontology annotation, biological process: signal transduction; nervous system process; regulation of postsynaptic membrane potential. Gene Ontology annotation, molecular function: transmitter-gated monoatomic ion channel activity involved in regulation of postsynaptic membrane potential; GABA-gated chloride ion channel activity; benzodiazepine receptor activity. Gene Ontology annotation, cellular component: postsynapse; synapse; GABA-A receptor complex.